Messenger RNA from Sorex araneus (European shrew), 3514 nucleotides. RefSeq names its product transmembrane protein 150C (gene TMEM150C). The transcript is spliced from 8 exons. Lineage: Eukaryota; Metazoa; Chordata; Mammalia; Eulipotyphla; Soricidae. Bases 234 to 1013 code for a protein of 259 amino acids. The record is from RefSeq and is a predicted model, not a curated record.
GCCGCGGUUCCGCCCGCCGCGCUCGGGGUGCGGGGCCCCGCGGGGCGAUCGCCGGCCGGGGGGGUGUCGGGGGCGGGCCCCGGGCCGAGGCGGGGGGCGGGCGGGCAGAUCCCACCCCUUCCUGAAGGCAGCGCCCCGCUCGCCGACACUGCAGCCGCCGCCGCCGCCGGUGCAGCCCCGCCAGGCGCCCCCGCAGCCCGGAUCAGCAUGGGGUCUGUCUGUCUCGGGCACUGAUGCUGUCCUGUCCUUGCAGAGCUGCAGGUAUGGAUGGGAAGAAAUGCAGCGUGUGGAUGUUCCUGCCUCUCGUCUUCACCGUGUUCACCUCCGCUGGGUUAUGGAUCGUAUACUUUAUAGCUGUAGAAGAUGACAAAAUUUUCCCAUUAAAUUCAGCUGAAAGGAAACCUGGGGUGAAGCACGCACCGUAUAUAAGCAUUGCAGGUGAUGAUCCUCCCGCCAGCUGUGUGUUCAGUCAAGUGAUGAACAUGGCCGCCUUCCUGGCUCUGGUGGUCGCGGUUCUGCGCUUCAUACAGCUGAAACCGAAGGUCUUAAACCCGUGGCUCAACAUCAGUGGGCUGGUGGCCCUGUGUCUCGCCUCCUUCGGGAUGACCUUACUUGGUAAUUUCCAGCUGACGAAUGAUGAAGAGAUCCACAACGUGGGGACUUCCUUGACGUUUGGCUUCGGCACGCUGACCUGCUGGAUCCAGUCUGCGCUGACGCUGAAAGUCAACAUCAAGAACGAAGGCCGGAGAGUGGGAAUUCCACGCGUCAUCCUCUCGGCGGUGAUCACUCUCUGCGUGGUCCUCUACUUCAUCCUCAUGUCCCAGGGCAUCCACAUGUACGCGGCCCGGAUCCAGUGGGGCCUGGUGAUGUGCUUCCUGUCUUACUUCGGCACCUUGGCCGUGGAGUUCCGGCACUACCGUUACGAGAUCGUUUGCUCCGAGUACCAGGAGAAUUUCCUGAGCUUCUCGGAAAGCCUGUCCGAGGCGUCCGAGUAUCAGACUGACCAAGUGUAACGCACGAGCUUUUCCUCGCUGGUGAGGUAGGAAAGGGGCCAGGGCACGAAGGACCUGCCACAUAGCCUCCUACCGCAUUUUGUACACACACACUCGCACACACACACACACACACACAAACACGCACACACUCACACGCGCACACACGCACACACACACACACGCACACACAUGCACACACGCACAAACACACACUCACACACACACAAACACACACGCACACACACACACACACACACACACACACAUACAGACAUGUUCAUGGCCACGUCUGCCAAAUGAACGCUUCCGGGCCAGUCGUUUCUCCGAGGAAAAGCACAGCCCUUGAAGUGGCCUCGCCAUUGGCCUGCCCCCAUGUGCCCGUGCAUGAUCGCGCUGCCCCCUCGCCCUCUCCCGGGCUCCCCGUCUGCUCAUUCCCUUCACCCAUCCCCCACACGGCGGUUGCCCACCCGGAGAGCCAGGCGUGCCCAACGGAACACGGGGCCGACACCAACUCCCAGCGUUGCCUGCAGAGCCGCAGGGCUCGGAAUGCGCUUCCCGAGGAACUUCCCUGGGCAGGACAGAGACCGCGUGUGCGGGGAGUGUGGCCUGGGGUCUGGGGAAGCGCCUGGCCUGGGUGUCCCGCUUUCCUGAGACACUGCCACCGUCUCGGUUCCCUGGUUGGCUGUGUGGGUCCAGGAGAGGCACCAGCUCUGGCCCGUGAGCAUCAAGUUGCAGCUGCCACUGGGACGUCACCUGCCGGCACCGAGGAAACAUUCCUGACCGCGAAUAUCUCCAGGGGUCCCGCCCUGCCUGCCAUGGACCGUCCUGGGUGCCAUGAGGACACACUUGCAUUUUGGCUCCCGUCAUACGUGGCCACAUGGUUUAUGUUUUAUACUUCAUGGUUUAUCCUCUUUUUUUCCUUUUUCUUUUCUUAAGGAACCAUCCUGCAUGUCUCGAGAACUCAUAGACAACGAUAUAAAUGAAAUGCAGGAGUUGAGUUUAUUCGGGGUUUAAACAUGAAAAACAGAAUGCGUGGGGGCGGGGGGAGGUCCCCGCAGACUUCGUGGCUGCCUGUUUGUCUGAAGCGAAGGAAAUGUCGGCAGAGAAGCACAGAGUCACGCGCAGGGUGAUCAGAGCAGGUCCCGCUGAUCUCUGUGGAAAAUAGGGACCUAGAGCAUCUGGUGGCAGGCAGGAGGCUUCGGGGGAGGGAGGAAGCGCUUCUCAUCCUUGAAACCUGGGGCCCCUUUUGAAAGGCUACUCCCCCCCCACCACACCCAGAGACACGGCUCUGCUGACGGACCCCCGCCCAACACUCAGAGCGGUACAGCCGGCCGUGGGCUCCCGGGAGCUGUUUCACCGACAGCAGGGCUCCGGACUCACAAGUGCUGGUGUGGGUUGUGUUCCCCUAAGUGUGUGUACUUUGCUUUGAAGACAUCCCCACAUUUUCUUCCAGUGGACCUGGGAUUUGAUAUCACAUGAAGGACUUAAAAAAAAAAAUCAGGGGCUGGAGCGAUAGCAUAACGGGUAGGGCAUUUGCCUUGCACGCAGCCGACCUGGGUUCGAUUCCCAGCAUACCCUAGGGUCCCCCGAGCACCGCCAGGAGUAAUUCCUGAGUGCAAAGCAGGGAGUAGCCCCUGAGCAUCACCGGGUGUGUGACCCAAAAAGCAAAAAAUAAAGUAAAAUAAAAUAAAUAAAAUUUUUUUAAAAUUCAACCGAGUGUCCGAGCUCACCGAGGAAGAGAGGGGUCGUGACUUUCUCCCCUCUGUGUUUCCCGCCUCCCCGCCCUGUGUCUGGCCCACCAUGGUCUGUUGAACAGAAUAGUCCGAGCCUGCGAGCAGGAGUCGCAGGAAUAUGCUGAGAUGUAAACACGCGGCUGCGCCACGUGAGUCAGAGAAGACACGUCAGGAGCAGGAGUGAGGGGGGCAGGCGGGAGGAGUCAGACGGGAGCACUCUAUUUAAAACGCUGAGAGUGGGCUGGGCAGAGAGCAGCGGGUGGGGCGCUUGCCUAGCACGUUCCAUCCCUGAAUCCGCAUAUCCCGAGGGCCGCGCCAGGAGUGAUUCCUGAGCGCACAGCCAGGCGUCACCCCUGAGCAUCACCGGGGGCGACCCCCACAAAAGGAUGAUGUUACUGCAGGGAGCCCAAGGGACGUGCACUGUGUUCAAAUAGAACUUUGGGUUCUUCUUUUUCAUUUUUCUACUUUUUAAAGUGUAUCAAGGGACAAAGUUUAGGAAGUUUCCUUUCUUAACAGGAAGUUUCCUCUACAGAGUCCGAAUUAAACCGCUUUGGGUAAAUGCACUUUCCUCAGAGCACUUGUAAUUGCACAUGUUAGCAGAAUCUGGAUUUUUGUUUUUAUCCUUUUGAAAUGCAGCAGAGGACAGAGUGCAGGAAGAGUCCUGUCACACACGGCGUUGGCGAUGCCCUUUCUUCAGAGCACAUCUAGCUGCGCACUGAGCGGGCUCGAGGUGACGGGCGUUAUCCACUGGGAUCUGACCACUCAAUAAAAUUCUUUUAUGCAGAA